Cryptomeria japonica (Japanese cedar) is the source of this 1390-nucleotide messenger RNA. Its product is annotated as probable carboxylesterase 17. Gene Ontology annotation, molecular function: hydrolase activity. Lineage: Eukaryota; Viridiplantae; Streptophyta; Pinopsida; Cupressales; Cupressaceae. Bases 220 to 1155 code for a protein of 311 amino acids. The record is from RefSeq and is a predicted model, not a curated record. The transcript has 2 exons.
GGAUGAAGGUGGGGUCCACAGCUUCCACGUCAUGCUUCCUCAGUAUGAGGGUACUCCGCGUUUUAUUCAGUGGAUUGCAGAUUAUGUUAAUAAUCGUUGAAUAUCAAGUUUGUGGGUGAUUGGAAUCUAAAAGUAACUAGGGCUUUUGAGUGCAGCGCUACAAACUUUUGUAUAUAUAUUAGAUGAUAGUUGCUGCAAAUUAUUGUAGAAAGCAUAAGAAUGGAAGUUGUGGGAGAAAUAGAAGGGCAGUUGAAAAUCUUUUCGGAUGGCUCUGUUCUGCGCCUUCCACAUCCCACACUGCCUGCCUCUUCACACUUUACAGAUGGAGUUGCAUCCAAGGACGUCACUGUAAAUCCGGAAACCGGCGUCUGGGCUCGCAUAUUCAGGCCGGAAACUGCUUCUGGAAAAUUGCCAGUCCUGAUUCAUUUUCACGGCGGCGGAUUCGCGGUUUGUUCCUCAGCCUGGGUAGAGUUCCACACUUAUUUUCACGCUUUGUGUAAAACCGCCGGUAUAUUAAUUGUGUCGGUGGAUUACAGGCUGGCGCCAGAGAACCGGCCGCCGGCGGCCUACGAUGACUGUACGGAGGCCGUGGAAUGGAUCGCAAAGCAUGCCGCUGAAUGGGCAGAGUUGCCGGAGGAGUGGCUGUCGCCGUCGGUCGUGGAUUUUUCCCGGUGCUUUUUGGCGGGAGAGAGUGCCGGAGCGAACAUCGUUUACCACGUGGGACUGCGAGUUGCUGACAUGGACGUGAGGCCGUUGAUGGUGAAGGGAGUGAUUGUCAUUCACCCCUUCUUUGGGAGUGAGGAAAUGAGUGAAUCUGAGAAAAGUCCAGAGCUGGUGAAGAGCGUAGAAAGAUGGAAAUCACUUUGGAAUAUAGCUCUGCCUGUGGGGUCCAGCAGAGACCAUCCGUUUUGUAAUCCGGCGGUUUUGCCCCUGAAACCUGGUUUGAAAUUACCGCCGAUUUUGGUAGCCGUAGGAGGAAAAGAUGGACUGAAAGAGAGAGGUAUGAUGUUUUAUGAAUACCUCAAGAGUUGCGGAAAAGAGGCAGAAUUGAUGGAGGACGAAGGUGGGGUUCACAGUUACCACGUCAUGGUUCCUGAGUAUGAGGGCACUCCACGUUUUAUACAGCGCAUUGCAGAUUAUGUUAAUAAUCGCUGAAUAUGAAACACACAGAGUUUGAUGUUUGAUGUGCCUCCUUAUGAUAAGAUGUCUUUAAAAUUGGUAACAUUUAUCUAUGUUACUCAUGCAAUAAGUGUAGGGCAAGUAUGGUUCUUGCUCAUUAAAUUUUAUACUCAUGCAAUGAAUGUAGGGCAAGUAUGGUUCUUGCUCAUUAAAUUUUAUAAUAGGGGCUUUUGUAGAUUCAAUAUAAUUUAGUUAAUAAUCUCUUGUCUAA